AUGGCAUCUGCGGAGAGGAAGCAGUUUGCGCUGAUUACGGGAUGCACCCCCGGCGGCAUUGGACACUACCUGGCGCUUGAAUUCGCUGCUCGAGGCUUCCACGUCCUGGCCACCGUCCGCGACCCCUCCAAACACACCUCCCCGCACGCCCGCAUAACCUACCUCCCCCUCGAGCUCAGCAGCGAUGCCUCGAUCGCCGCGCUCCUCGCGCGCGUCUCCGCCCUCACAGACGGCAAGCUCGCCAUCCUCUACAACAACGCCGGCCGCAACUACACCGUCCCCGCGCUCGACAUGGACUUCAGCGAAGUCUCCCCCCUCUUCGCCGCCAACGUCUUCGCCGUCAUGAAGCUCUGCCAGGCCUUCGCGCCGCUGCUGAUCGCCGCGCGCGGCACCAUCGUGCAGACGGGCAGCCUGGCGGGGAUCAUGCCGUACGUCUGGGCGCCGGCGUACAGCGCGUCGAAAGCCGCGCUGCACGCGUACUCGGACACGCUGCGCGUGGAGCUCGCGCCGCUGGGCGUGCGUGUCGUGACCGUCGUGACUGGGGGUGUGAAGUCGAACAUUGCGCGCGCGCACCGCGAGCUCCCCGCGGGGUCGUACUAUCUGCCGCUGAAGGCGGAGUAUGAGAGACGGUUGACGCAUAGUCAGCAGUUGGGUAUGGAUACACGGGCUUAUGCGAGGAGCUGUGUCGGGCAGGUGUUGAGGGGUGAUGGAUGGUUUACGAAGCAGAGGUGGAUUUGGGAGGGCAGUUUGAGCUGGGUUACGUGGUUUGUUUGGGCGUGGUUGCCGAGGGCCGCGUUCGAUUGGUGGUUUAGUUGGAAUUUUAAGCUAGGGAGACUUAGGGGGACGGUGGGUCCGGAUAAGAAGAAUGUAUGA
Trematosphaeria pertusa is the source of this 873-nucleotide messenger RNA. RefSeq names its product NAD(P)-binding protein. Gene Ontology annotation, biological process: phosphatidic acid biosynthetic process; triglyceride catabolic process. The record is from RefSeq and is a predicted model, not a curated record. Gene Ontology annotation, molecular function: triacylglycerol lipase activity; acylglycerone-phosphate reductase (NADP+) activity. The transcript has 3 exons. The coding region runs from base 1 to 873 and encodes 290 amino acids. Gene Ontology annotation, cellular component: lipid droplet; endoplasmic reticulum. NCBI's taxonomy places the organism in Eukaryota, Fungi, Ascomycota, Dothideomycetes, Pleosporales, Trematosphaeriaceae.